Molecule: messenger RNA, 717 nt
Organism: Harmonia axyridis
Lineage: Eukaryota; Metazoa; Arthropoda; Insecta; Coleoptera; Coccinellidae
Product: endocuticle structural glycoprotein SgAbd-5-like
Exons: 3
Coding region: 265-672 (135 amino acids)
Cellular component (GO): chitin-based extracellular matrix
Molecular function (GO): structural constituent of chitin-based larval cuticle
Source: RefSeq, a predicted model, not a curated record
UAGAAUUCGUUAAUACAAUAGAUAAUAACAGAUAUUUGUUGCAAAAUUGAUGUACCUAAUCUGAUGGAUGGUGUAAUUUUGAUAGUCAUUCAACUAAUUGGAAGUGGUAGUCCAUCAUUGGACUAGAAUAAUCUCAAAUGUUAAGAAGAAUUAUCAAGGACUACUUUGUUAUACCAAAUGUUAGUAGGUGGCCAGUUAUUUGUUCAUCUUCAGAGUAGUGUUCGGUUGUGGGUUACUCCUAGAUAGAUUGAAACGGAUUUGAUAAUGAAGAAUAUUAUUCAGAUUUAUAUAUUCCUUAUGGCUAGUGUAAUAGUGAUGUCCGCACCUGUCCAAAAUGAUGCUGAUGCAACUAUUACAAGCUCCACAUACGAAUUGAACGAAAAUGGGUAUUUUUUUGAAUAUUCAACAAGCAAUGGUAUAACAAGAAGAGAAACUGGAGUGUACUUCAAAAAUGGUAGUGCAGAUGACGAUCUCAUUUUAAGAGUUACUGGCACAUAUUCUUACUUAGAUGAAAAAGGAGAGUAUCAUGAAGUGAACUAUGAAUCGGAUGAAAAUGGAUUUUCGCUUAAAAAGGCAGCCAUUUUUGCAGUUUCUUCAGGGGUCGCUUUUUCAGAAAAGGAAUAUGGAAGAAAGGGAAUUUCUUCUGCUGCAUUAGCUUCAUUGAGUGGGUGAUCAAAAAUUCUCAAAUGUUGUACCUAAUGAAAAACUGAAAGAAAA